AGGGAAUGCAUUUCAGUACACGUUGGCCAAGCCGGCAUCCAGAUUGGUACAUCUUGCUGGGAGCUGUAUUGCCUGGAGCACGGCAUCGAGCCGGACGGCAGUAUCAAAAAUUCUGAAAAAUCAAACGUCGACAAUUGCUAUGACACAUUCUUCUUUGAAACAGAACGCGGCAAGAAAAUACCUCGAGCAACUCUGGUUGAUCUGGAACCAACAGUCAUUGGUGAUGAAAAAUGUCAUUACAAAGAUCUGUUCCACCCUGAACAGCUGAUUCGAGGCAAGGAGGAUGCAGCCAACAAUUAUGCCAGAGGCCAUUACUCGGUGGGCCAGGAGAUCAUUGAAAACGUGAUGGAUCACCUGCGCAAAUUGUCCGACAACUGUUCUGGACCAGGGUUCUUCGUGUUCCACUCUUUUGGAGGAGGAACCGGGUCCGGGUUCAGUUCCCUGCUCUUGCAGAAUCUUUCUGAUGUCUAUGGCAAGAAGAGCAAGCUGCAGUUUGCUGUCUACCCUGCACCACAG
Molecule: messenger RNA, 516 nt
Organism: Nilaparvata lugens (brown planthopper)
Lineage: Eukaryota; Metazoa; Arthropoda; Insecta; Hemiptera; Delphacidae
Product: tubulin alpha chain
Biological process (GO): microtubule cytoskeleton organization; mitotic cell cycle
Cellular component (GO): cytoplasm; microtubule
Molecular function (GO): GTP binding; structural constituent of cytoskeleton
Source: RefSeq, a predicted model, not a curated record